Coregonus sp. 'balchen' is the source of this 6250-nucleotide messenger RNA. The record is from the annotation of a GenBank genome assembly. Lineage: Eukaryota; Metazoa; Chordata; Actinopteri; Salmoniformes; Salmonidae.
AUGUCUCCAAGAGAGAAGCGGUUCAUAGCGCUUAGCUCUCUCGUGUUCUGUGCUAUCGUAAUAUUCUGUCUAGUUCUCUAUUAUAUUCCAACCUUUUUUUAUAUAGUUUUCAUUCUUGGAGUUUGUUGCGUUGCCUGUUAUUAUCACAGCGGAGAAUCACUCAACGCUAGGUUAGGCCCUCAUCCACGCCAUGGUCUGACUAUUCCACCCGUGCUGCGACGCUGGUUGCCAGAGAUUGCGAACGGAUUACCCACAGCAGGAAGAGUCAGAAGUCGUACGGUCAAGGGUGAUGUUAGGGAAUCGGUAGUAUUUACCGGCCAAAGACGUUUCGAGAGCGCAAUUUAUCGGAAAGACGCGGGACACAGUGACUCAUUUAUGUUCAGUCCUCGGGAUAUACUCAUGGGAAGUUACAUUGGGAAGGCAGAAAGUCCUCCCUCAGUUGUGGGGAGGCCGCGAGCCGGUGCAAGUUCGGGUGUUAAACCAAACGCACGAGAGCAACUGCGCGAAAUAUUGGCGCGACCCAACCACGCUGUUUAUACUCCAAACAAAAGACUGUCAUUCGGGGGGUGAGUACUGAAAUAAUGUUUAACUAGCUAACAUUAGCAUUAAAGUUCUUAGGCAAGCUAACAGUGACUAGGUAGUUAGCCUAGCAUCAUCAGCUAACGUAGCUAACUGGUUUGCAACUGUCAGUAGCCAAUGUGUGCUAACGGUAACGUUCGUUAGUUAAUUCUGGAAAAAAAAAUGCGCUUACGGAUCAUGUUGCACACAUGAUAGUGCAGUUGUCAAACACGAUUUUAAACGAUUCCAAUGUUGCUAAAGUUCGUAUCGUAGCUAGUCAUCAGUAAAUAGGAAAACAGUUGCUUGUUUUGAAAUGUAUUGAGAAGACGUGCUGCUUCGCCGCAACACGUACUAACAUUCCCUCCAAGAUUUGAAAAUGUGGGAGUUGCUAUCGGCUCCAUUCUCUACAAGGAAGUGUUCCUUCCCCCUCAGAUAGUGCUCGAGACUAUAUUCGUUCUUUGGAUGCUUGUAUGGCAUGAGACAAGCGAUAACAAUGUUUUGAACAUGCAUUAUAGGAAGUUUUACAUUAAGACACUUCCACUUAAUGAUAACUGCAGUUACAAUAGCUUUUACUAUCAUUUUCAAAACAUUGAUAGUUAUUAAAAUAGCUAUGUAAACAAAUGGUUGGUCAGAGCUCAGGCUCUUGACAGAUAAAAUGUCCCCUAUUUUGUUUAAAUUCCUGUUUUGUGGCAUAUAAAAUCAGUUUAUGAAUUAUAUAUGCCAGACAGUUUCUUGUAUAGAAUGCAAUGACUUAAUCCUGUGGUAACUAUUGUGUACAGGGAGCCCCUUGGCAUGAUGGGCAGGUUCACCAUCACUCCCCAGCGCCACUACCCCCUCCAGCAGAUUGGCACCACCUCUGUGGGCAUCCUGCCCCCGGCCCAGUGGGACGGCUUCAGAAAGAAGAACAUUCUCACCCCUCGCAACUCCCCGGCAGUCCACAGUCCAGUCACAGUGAAGAUUGCUAGGCCAGAUCACAACACCACUCUAUCCCCUUUGUAAGUCAUAUUGGCCCUGUCUUGCCUCACCUUAAGUUUUCUAUCAACAUUUUCAGAGAUCUGUUGGUGAUAAUGCAAGCAACUUGUACUUCUGUGAUCAUUCUGUGGCACAUUAUUUGAGUGUCCACAUUAUUUGAGUGUCCAUGUGAAGUUUGAAAACAUCCUUAGUUGUUGGGUGGACCUUUUGACAUUUGUUCUGUAAUUGAUGUUGUGUCUGCAGCUUUGAUAAUUUCAACUCCCCGGUAGUCCUGGGCUCUCCAGGCCUGGGGGCCCCUGCAGACCCCUGCUCCAGGGAGACUGUUCUGAGCGUGCUCAAAGAUAGCCGCAAGAGAGAGGUGGACGAUGAAGAUGACAGGAGCUUCACUGCAGGGAAAAAGUGCAAAAGGAGGUAUGUGACUACCACAUGAUUAAAUAUUAUUGUAUACAACGUACUGUUCUUCUCACGCUUCAGUGUCUCUCUUGGUAUUGUGUGGCUCUUGAAGACGGUUUACGACAUACACCUGCUCUUUGUUCACUUAGGCGCCAUGACAGCAGUGGGAGUGCUCACUCGGCAUUUGAGCCACUGCUGCCCAAUGGAGCUCCUACACAGCUGGUGCCCAAGUGAGUAUGAGCAAUGCCAGUACAAAAAGUUUCUCUCCAUAAUUCAAGUCCUGAUAUUACACUUGAAUGCGACUUUGCUUUCAUUCAGUGUGUUAUAUAGAUAUGUUUAGUUAUAUCUAAAUCAUUAAUUAUUCAAAUACUGUAUCCCCUCCUCCAAUCUCUCCUGAAAUCCUGUCUCCUCUUUAGGCCCGGUACUCUGAAGCGAGGACUGAACGCUAUGGUGGAGGAGUCGAUGAUGAAGAAGUCACGCACCUCCUCCAUCAGCUCUGUGAGCUGUGGCCUGACCCCCAGCGGCACCCUGGGCUCGGUCCGCAACUCCAUCCGCAGCUCCCUCAGCUCCUCACAAGGCUUUGCUCAGGUACCUUUUUAUAAUUUGGAUGGACAGUACUCCUCUGAUUGGGUAUUCCUCUUGUUGGGAUCAACAGCCAGGAGUUCAGUUGACAGAGCUGACCUACACUGAGCGGUAUUGUCGGAAAACCGGGGGAGAGCAGGUAGCCUAGUGGUUAAGAGUGUUGGUCCAGUAACCAAAAGGUUGCUGGUUUCGAAUCCCAGAGCCAGCAAGGUGGAAAAAUGCCAUUCUGCCCUUGAGCAAGGCAGUUAACCCCCAACAACUGCUCCCCGGGUGCCGAUGAAGUGGACUUCAAUUAAGGCAGCACCCGCACCUCUCUGAUUCAGAGGGGUUGCGUUUAAUGCGGAAGACACAUUUCAGUUCAAUGCAUUCAGUUGAGCAACUGACUAGGUAUCCUUUUAACCUAACCCUCAUUUUCACGUUUGUUUUCAAGCGGAAAAAGGCCUCCACCCGCAGCCUCUCCCCUCUCUCCAGCCCUGGGUCGUCCCGCUCCCAGACCCCAGAGAGAGCCUCUAAAAAGCCCAGGUAUUCACCCGGUCUUCCUUCUAGACAUUUCUAGGUUCACACUAUGUCCUGUGAUGAAAUGAGAGCUGCCAUUGUUACUAGCAGUUUGACCUUGUUUUUUUGUCUGUCAGGGAAGAGGAUGCUCGCUCACCCAGCUCUGCGUCCUCAGCGAGGUCUGACAAGAUGUUGACGGACCCAGCACCCACCACUGGUUAGAGCAUGUUUAUCAUGUGUAUUCCAGAUCAGGCUCAGGGCUUUAGCCUUGUCCCAAAAGAGACUUACAUUUUUAUUUUAAAUAAUUGAAAAUAACUGGAGCCACCACAUUAAUGGUCAAUGCACUAUAUUUUCUGUUACAGAAAAACUGACUCCAGCCCCUGAGGUCCAUGUGGCGUCAGACUCUGCCGGUAGAGGGAAACGGAAACGCAAGAUUCCGCUGGUGUCCAGCCGUAGAGGAGACCAAAUCUCUCUGGUGAGAAAUUCUGCGUAAUAGAACAUGUACUCAAAUGGGACACGUAGCUAAUCAUCAGACAGAUGGGGAGUCUUAACAUUGAUGUUGUCUUUGCAGCCUCCACCUCCUGAGCUGGGCUACACCAUCACUGUGAAAGACCUGGAUCAGGAGAAGAAAGACGCUCUCAGCCAGAUCAAUACUGUCCUCGAAGAGUGUGGUGAGUAUUCCCAAAUCACGACUUUUAUAAACCAGUUUGUCAACCAAAAAAAGUAUGGAAUAUUGAUUUGGGGUCAUUUUUUAGUUCCAGAGAAGUCUGCACCAGCUCCAGUAGUGACCACAUCUUCUCAGCCUCCCGUGUCAAGCGACCCCACACCCACCCUGGCCACCCUGCUGGCCAGCCCUCUUCCCAUAUCGACACCUGCCAGUGUGGCAGCUCCUAUCCCUGUGAUCAACCUGGACCCUGUCUCCUCAAGCACAGUCAGCACAGCCCCCACCUCCGCAGCCGCCCCCUCCACAGCCGCCCCCGUCACCACCACUGCCAACCCCCUCCUGGAGUCUCUUAAAAUGAUGAGGAACAACACCCUCGCCAGUGCUGCUGCUGCCACCACCACUGCAGGUCUGUUAUCACAUAUCAAUCAUUUAAUGUUGGGAGACACUUUUCUUUGGUGGUUGUCUUUGAGUGAAGAUCGUUUGAUGUUACUCAUAAGCCUGUUUUUCUCUUGUUUUUUCCUCCAGCUCAGUCUGUCUCCUUGGUGAAAGCAUUUACGACCCCUGCACCACUGGUGCCUGCAGAGCAGAAGUCUGAGACCAGCUUAACUGCUCCUCAGCCCACACCAGCCUCGAACUCCCAGUCUGCCCCAACCUCCCUCUCCCAGCCUGCCAGCCCCAUGCACUCUACCUUCACCCAGGUGCUGAGCCAAGUCACCAAGGCCCCCAGCAGUGUCCCCACACUGGGUGGAGCUAGCCUGUUUGGCCUGGCCAACACACUGACAGCCCCUUCCUCCUCACUGGCCCCCACCUCAACUGCCACCACAGAAACCACCAGCAGUAAUAAUCCCCUCCUGGCCUCUGUGUUCAAACCCAUCUUCGGGGCUUCGACCCCAGCCUCCUCAGCCCCAGAGAGCACACCUGCUGUCCCAACCUUUAAGCCCAUAUUUGGAAGUGCCACAGCCACCAGUGCUUUUGGACAGCCAGCCGCCACCUCCGCCCCAUCCACAGCCAGCGCGUCUGCUUCAUUGUUCAGCGGGCUCACCAACAGCAGUACAAUGGCCCCUGCCGCCUCCCUGUUCACUGGGCUUUCCUGCAGCACCGCUCCUGCCCCAGUCCCCUCCACAGCCCCAGCUGCCUCGCCACCUGUCAAGUCUCUGUUUGGAAACUGGAGUGCGCCGCCUGCAAUGACCUCUGCCACGACCACUGCCCCUGCCACAGGAAGUACCUUCCAGUUCGGCGCCACCUCCACCACAGCUCCUGCACCCACCCUCAGCUCCACUGCAGCCGCCAACACCACUAGCAACAACGGCUUUUCGUUUGGUGCUAUGACCACCACCUCUGCUGCCACUCAACUUGCCCCCCCAGCCACCGUCCUUGGGGGAUUUACCUUUGGCCAGGCUGCAGCCACCCAAAACUCUACCACUGCAUCCUUCAGUGGCUUUGGCAUGGCCACUGCAGCCACUACUACUGCUGCAGCACCUGCAAGCCAGUCCACGUUCACGUUUGGGAAGUCGUCGUUCGACGCCCCGGCAGCAUCGGCGUUCCCCAGCGCCACUCAGGCCCCGGCUGCUACUGCAGCAGCUAAUCCUUUCACAUUUGGGUCAGCUGGAGCUGGGGCCAACCCUGCCCCCUUCGCUUUUGGCGCAGCUGCCACUACGGCGGCUUCUACGUUUGGGACCCCCACUAAGCUGGCAUUUGGAGCCAGCUCCACAGGUUUUGCAUUUGGCAACACCACAGCUUCCCCAGCAGCCCCUGCCUUUGGCUCUGGCACCCAGACUGCCGGCACACUCCCAGCCUCCACCCCAAACUUCUCAUUUGGCGGUGUGUCUGCACAGCAGGCCCCCACUACCCCUGCCCAGCCAGCCACCGGAGGAUUCAACUUUGGCGCAGCCAUUUCAGGCACUCAGUUUGGAACCCCCAAUCUCACAACGCAGACGCCAGGCUUCAACUUUGGGGCUGCAGCUAGUGACAAGCCAGCCUUCGGUCAGUAGAUUUAGUAUAAUAUAAUGCAAAAACUCAUUUACUGAAUUUUAUGAUUUAAAAAAAAUCGCAGAUGUUGUUCAAUGUUGCGUUUUGGUGGCAGUGAGAUUUUACAGUAUUGGCCAAUUUUAAUAGAUGUAUUUUAUUCUACAUUUACAUUUUAGUCAUUUAGCAGACGCUCUUAUCCAGAGCGAUUUACAGUUAGUGAGCUCUAAUUGUUCAUUUAUUGUACAGGGACGUCUACCCCUACUUUUGGCCAGAGCACAGCUGCAGGUCCUAUCCCCUUUGGAAGCCCAGGAACUCCAGUUCAAGGAUUCAGUGCUUUGGCACCCUCAGCAUUCGGUAAGAAAAUAACUAGAGCUUGAUUCUGAUUCUGAUUCUCCAGCCUUCUGUCUGAAGUGUGCAGCAAAAAGCAUAGUCUGUGUUUCUUCCUGACUGAGAAGCUGCAAUGGUUAUAGUCAACAGCCAGGUGCGUCUUUGUAUUGAUGUGUUUUUUGUUGACCAGGCUCUCCAUCAGCUCCCUCAUUCUCCAUUGGCGCUGGCUCCAAAACGUCAGGGGCACGCCAGAGGCUACAGGCCCGAAGGCAGCACCCCAGGAAGAAGUAG